This is a messenger RNA of Parnassius mnemosyne (clouded apollo), 987 nucleotides long. The record is from the annotation of a GenBank genome assembly. Lineage: Eukaryota; Metazoa; Arthropoda; Insecta; Lepidoptera; Papilionidae.
AUGGCAAGUAAGCGUCUUUCUAACUACCAGAUUCUUGAGUGUAUAUUAGAAGACGACGAAGAAAGCAUCAUAGAUAGUCCCGAUGAAGAUGAGGGAGACGAUGAAGUGAUCCAGAGUGACCACAACUCAGAAUCUGAAGAAAGUGCCAAUGAAACCGAGUUAGAAUGGAGUGAUGACGAUAAUGAACCGCUGAGUAGACACGCAAGUAAAGAUUCUGAUAGCUUUUAUUUAUCAAAAAAGAAAUGCACAAAGUGGGCAAAAGAGCCGCCGCGUACUAGCGUUCGAGUUCGUAGACACAAUAUUAUGAGGGAAACACCAGGACCUAAGGGAGCAGCCAAGGAGAUACAUACAAUGUCAGAAGCAUUCUUUUGUAUGUUUUCAAUGGAUACUGUCAAUUUAGUACUGCAACAGACCAACGAUUACAUAAAAUCGAUACAAGGAAAAUUUCAACGCGAACGUGAUUGCAAAUUCCUAGAAUACGAAGAACUUUUGGCUUACCUAGGUUUGCUUUACAUGUCUGGUGUGCUGCGUUCAUCUCACUUGAACUUCAAAGAUCUGUGGGCUACCGAUGGAACAGGCAUCGAGUUUUUUCAAAACACAAUGUCAUUCAACAGAUUUCUUUUUAUAUCAAGAUGUGUUCGUUUUGAUGACAAAAAUACUAGAUUUGAAAGGCAAAAGACAGACAAACUAGCAGCAGUCAGAGAGUUCACUGAUUUGAUGAAUAAUAAUUUCAUCAAUAAUUACUCUGCAUCUGAAAAUGUCACCCUAGAUGAACAAUUACCUGCCUUUCGAGGAAGAUUUUCUGGUGUUGUUUAUAUGCCCAACAAACCCACGAAGUACGGCAUAAAGCAUUAUGCACUCGUAGACUCGGCAACAUUUUAUUUACUGAAAUUUGAAAUUUAUGCUGGAGUACAACCUGAGGGUCCAUAUCGAAUGCCUAAUGAUACAUGUCAGAACAAAUGUGACUAUAAUAACGUGGCUUCAUAA